Messenger RNA from Zerene cesonia (dogface butterfly), 3041 nucleotides. Its product is annotated as discoidin domain-containing receptor 2-like. Bases 173 to 2986 code for a protein of 937 amino acids. Gene Ontology annotation, biological process: cell surface receptor protein tyrosine kinase signaling pathway; positive regulation of kinase activity; protein phosphorylation. Lineage: Eukaryota; Metazoa; Arthropoda; Insecta; Lepidoptera; Pieridae. The record is from RefSeq and is a predicted model, not a curated record. Gene Ontology annotation, molecular function: collagen binding; ATP binding; protein tyrosine kinase collagen receptor activity. Gene Ontology annotation, cellular component: signaling receptor complex. The transcript has 18 exons.
CCGAAGAGGUGGAACUCAAUACUCUGAAAGCUCCCGCGCUAUAGCCAGUGACGAGCAAUGUCACCUGUGCUCGUAAUUUUUUUGGACUGAGUGCUGUGAUUUGUGAAAAUGACUUUGUGAAUAUUCGGUAUGUGUCGUGCUGUAGUGCAGAGAGGCUUGGCUUAAAGGAAAGAUGUGGCGUUUAGCGCCACUAGUGAUUCGGCUGCUAGCCGUAUCACUGGUGGCGAUUGCCCUGGCUGAGAGCGGCUCGGACAGCGGCACAUCUGUGGUGGCGCGCGGGCAGGAGCGGCCGGAGCGGCCGAUGCGAGCUACAGGCCCGCCGCGCCGGCAGGGCCGCAAGAAGCGCCGCACCACGACAACGACGACUACCUUAGAACCGGAAGAUGACGACUACGAGCAUACCACACCGACAACUACGACUACUACUGUCGAUCCACGCCUCUUCGACCAUACUGAAGUUGGAAGCUGUCAGGUACCACUGGGAAUGGAAAAUGGCAAGAUCUCCAACGAGUCCCUGUCAGCAAGUUCCAGCUAUGAUCAGAGCGUCUCACCUUUGAGCUCAAGAAUUCGGACUGAAAUUCGCGGCGGUGCCUGGUGUCCAAACGGCCUGAUAUCACCGCACAGCCGCCAAUACUUAGAAAUAGAUCUUCGUGAUGAAUACUUGAUUACGGCAACAGAAUCACAAGGCAGAUUCGCAAACUCUGUUGGAGUUGAAUUCGUGGAAAGUUACUCCGUAGAGUACUGGCGUGAGGCGCUCAACCGUUGGGUCAAACAUAAAGACUUCAAUGGCAGCAGACUUCUCCCUGGCAACAGCAACACGUACACUCCAAGAAAAACGACAUUAGAGGCUCCUUUUGUGGCUUCAAAGGUCCGGUUCUUUCCCUACGCAGCCCAUCCUCGGACCGCGUGUAUGAGAGUUGAACUAUACGGAUGUCGAUGGAAACAGGCGCUUGUUGCGUAUGCGGCGCCAAAAGGUGGCGACAUGCAGGCCAUGACUGGUGGUGCUCGAUUCGAAGACCUAUCUUACGACGGUGUUGUUCGCGGCUCGAAACUCGUCGACGGCCUUGGUCAAAUUUCUGACUCUCUCUUUGGCCCGAAUGACUUCGAGCUGCCUGAUCCGUUGGACACUCAAGGAACACGUUGGGUGGGCUGGAACAAGACGAUGCUGGUGGAUGACGAAGUCGAGAUCACCUUCAACUUCACUGAUACGAGACUAUUCCAAUAUGUAGAUAUACAUACGAACAACAUGUUCACAAAAGAUGUACAGCUUUUCAAAGAAGCAGAAGUGUACUUCUCACUGGAAGGGGAACGUUGGCAGGAGGACUAUAUAUCCUACGAACCUAAACAAGAUAAAGUUUCCGAACAUGCCCGCACUAUUCACAUAGAUCUGGAGAACAAAACCGCUAAGCACAUUAUGAUGAAACUCAAGUUUCAGCACGAGUGGAUCUUGAUUAGUGAAGUCACUUUUAGAUCAAUUUCAACGGUCGUGAAUCAAUCUACAGAAUUCCUAGAUGAAUACUAUAGGACGGAUACUCCUCCGACAUCUAGAAAGAAACGCAAUUCUUCACUGAAAGUAUCUGUGGGUCUCGCCUGCGGGGCGAUAGUUGGGGGAGGCGCAUUCAUCGCAGCCACAGCUAUUCUUGUCACUAAGCGAGCGAGGAGGCGAAUUCCAAACAUGCUGAAAAAACCAUUCUGUCCCUCCUUGCGAAGUAAUGCCAGAAACAAUCGAAGAGCGCCACGACUCGCAUUAGCUUUAGCGAAUUGCCCGCCUAUACAUAUGCUACGCAGUCCGGCUGUCGUCGAUGAGGAUUAUCGUGAACCAUACAACAUAUGGCGAGAAACAUUAGGACGACAGAAACGUGAAAAUCAUGAUCAAAACGAAUACAAUGAAAUAUGCGAAGAUCCGGAAUUCCCGCGGCCAUACAUGAUGAAACGGGCGGACCCGCACGAGAGCUUCUAUGCUGCCACAGAUAUUAUUCACCAUACGUACCCGGACGAGCGCCUAAGCCGCCGUGAGCGCCCCGCCCCUGGGCUGUUCACCUCCAUCAAACUACCUGAAGCCGAGCCCCCAAACGGAGUGGCGCCCCUGCUGGAUUUCCCGCGGGGGCGCAUGCGACCGGUUACUUUCCUUGGCGAGGGACCGCACGGCACUCUCCAGAUUUGCGAGACGGAUGGCAUCGAGGAAUUGAGCGACGAGGAGCUACCGAGUGGCGACCGCCGCCGACUCGUUAUCGUCAAGACACUGUGGCGGGGCUGCCAUAACGAUAUCAAAGCGGCGUUUGCCCGCGAAGCUACCUGGGGGGCUGGCCUGAAGCACCCGCAACUUGCGCGAGUUCUCGGUUUGAGCCUUCUAGAGCCUCCUUGCGCGGCACUCGACCGCGGCGAUGCUGCACCACUCCCGACGAUAUUGAAGAUGGAACGGAGAUUGAACUAUUCGAGUUUGAUUCACAUAUGCUGCCAAAUUGCCAACGGCAUGAAGUAUCUGGAGUCAUUCGAGUUAGUACACCGGGAUCUCGCGGCAAGAAACGUAACAGUUACAAACGACCUGCACAUUAAAGUGUCCGACUACGCGAUGUUCUGCGAUGAAUUUAUUGGAGAUUACCACAUCAUGGCUGACGGCACCCGAGUGCCCUUGCGUUGGAUGGCUUGGGAGAGCUUGUUGAUGGGAAUGUGCUCGCCAGCUAGCGACGUGUGGUCAUUCGGAGUUACUGUAUGGGAGGUGCUCACUUACUGCAUGGCCAAACCCUUCGAGGAGAUGAACGAUGAUCAGGUGGUAGCGAACGCCAGUCAGUGGCGUUGCGGCGGGCGGGGCGCACGCGUCCCCGCAGCGCCGCCGCCGCGCUGCCGCCGAGAACUCUACGACCUCAUGCAUGAAUGUUGGCGUAGAGAGCCGAUGCAACGACCUCGUUUUCACGACUUACACCGAUUUUUAGAACGUAUGACGCACGGCUACCAGCCACCUAUCCAACGUGAAAUUAAGCAUUAAGAAAAGCUCCAAAUUUCACAGCACUUGGCCCGUAUCAAAAGUUGUAAACACUGAG